AUGAUCCAAGAUUCUCACGGGGAGUUACGUCUCGCAAAGCUCUGCGAAGGUCAAAAGCGAAACCUUAGACAUCAAGUUGGGACUUCUCUUGAAGGUGCAGUAAGGAUUCCACAGCAUCAACUGUUGUGGUGUGACAUAUUUAUUCGAGAGGGUGGAGCAUACGUCAUUCGUCCACCAGCCCAUAUAUCCUGCAAUAACGUUCGCCACCGAAUAGGGAACUCUUCGCACAGAUGUCGUCGCAAAAUAUGCUGCAAGACAAUUCUCCAGCCAAAGACCACAACUACAUCUCUGAAUAUCACUCUCUAUUUAACCUCGUCAUUGAACUUGAGAGCAAGUCAAUGA
Botrytis fragariae is the source of this 342-nucleotide messenger RNA. RefSeq lists its product as uncharacterized. The transcript has 2 exons. NCBI's taxonomy places the organism in Eukaryota, Fungi, Ascomycota, Leotiomycetes, Helotiales, Sclerotiniaceae. The record is from RefSeq and is a predicted model, not a curated record. Bases 1 to 342 code for a protein of 113 amino acids.